Molecule: messenger RNA, 291 nt
Organism: Caenorhabditis bovis
Lineage: Eukaryota; Metazoa; Nematoda; Chromadorea; Rhabditida; Rhabditidae
Source: the annotation of a GenBank genome assembly
AUGUCAACUUUUUCGAUGACGAUGCUUCUCAAACAGCUUCUCGUCGUUUUGAUCAGCUGCCUUCUCGCUCAGGCGGCGGUGCCGAGAACGAAACCGUGUCGGAGCAUCGACGAAUGCCAAUUGAUGGCGUCGAUCAACGAGCUGGAAUACGUCAUAAAUCCGGAGAUGAGCGAACGAUAUCCUCGUCCGGACAACUUCAAAGUGAAGCGCGACUACGACUUUGUGCGUUUCGGCCGAUCGGCACCUAGCAAAAAGGCGUCGUACGACUACAUCCGCUUCGGACGCAAAUGA